AUGACCAGCACGCUGAAGAACUACGUUACGGUAUCGUCCGACAGAAGCGUGAUCCUGCAAAACGCGGGCUGGGAACCACAUAAUAAUCCGAACGGAUAUUUCAAUUUCUGCGUACCGCUCAACUUGUUACUGGGAUUUUGCGAAGAUUACAAACGCGUGGUGAUCAACGCUCGUCACGAAUUGAUCUUGAUACGAGCGCGCAACGACAACAAUUCCCUUGUGGGAAGUCUCGCGUUGGAGCCUACUAUCAAAAUACUCAAGAUACAAUGGCGAAUGCCUCACGUGGUAUUGAACGAGAUCAACAAGCUGUCGAUGCUGCGCGCCUUGGAAGACGGACGAUAUCUAAGUAUGGGUUUCCGUUCGUGGGAUCUGUACGAGUAUCCCCUGUUGCAGAACACGACCAAGCACUCGUGGGCCAUUAAAACCGCGACUCAGCUCGAGAAACCGCAAUACGUCGUCUUCGCUCUGCAGACGGGUCGGAAGAAUGUCAUGUCCGCCGACACAAGCCGAUUCGACGACUGCAACUUGACCAACGUAAAACUCUAUCUAAACUCGGAAGUUUAUCCGUACGACGAUCUGAAUUUGGACUUUGGCAAACACAGAUGGGCGAUUCUGUACGAUAUGUAUGCACGUUUCUGCAAGGGCUACUACGGAUACGAAUAUCUCGAGCCGAGUCUCACCGUUUCGAAUUUUCUACGUAACGGCCCGUUCGUGAUCAUCGAUUGCUCCCGCCAAUACGAAUCCGUCAAAAACGCCACCGUGGAUGUCAGAAUAGAAUUUGACUGCAUGGAGAACGUACCGCCGAAUACCUCCGCGUACUGUCUCAUCAUACACGACCGCGUGAUUGAGUACAACCCGUUGACGAACGUGGUGCGCAAAAUAGUCUGA
Messenger RNA from Temnothorax curvispinosus, 888 nucleotides. RefSeq lists its product as uncharacterized. The record is from RefSeq and is a predicted model, not a curated record. Bases 1 to 888 code for a protein of 295 amino acids. Lineage: Eukaryota; Metazoa; Arthropoda; Insecta; Hymenoptera; Formicidae. The transcript has a single exon.